Molecule: messenger RNA, 5789 nt
Organism: Carassius carassius (crucian carp)
Lineage: Eukaryota; Metazoa; Chordata; Actinopteri; Cypriniformes; Cyprinidae
Product: nucleolar protein dao-5-like
Exons: 6
Coding region: 458-4975 (1505 amino acids)
Source: RefSeq, a predicted model, not a curated record
ACUGCCUCUUUUAAGUGAAUUUUGGUACUUGACUCCAGUGGGUGAAAACCGGGAGUCCGAUGAGUGUUUUGGUGGCUUGAACCGUUUUGUUUCUGAAUUGCCACGUCAGGAUCUGGUCAACAUCCAUCACAUUGGUUUCAGCUCACGGUGAAUCGCGAGGGUGUAGCAGUGGGUUGGAAGGUUUCUUUUUUUUUUUUUUUUGCACGUUUGUAUAUUUUAAGCGAUUUGCACAAGGAACCACACGCCUCCCGUAUCACCUUGUCUCCGGUGUGAAGUCGUGGAUUGUCCGCUUUUCCAGACUGAAGCCGAAGAGUAGAAACCAGGCGCUGUUUUACAAUCAUCUGAAGGACAGUUAUUGAGUUGGAGAACGCAUCCAUUAUCCCUGGGUUCAGUGUGUGAGCACCACUAAAUCCAGCAAGCAUAUCAAGCAGCAACUGAUUGUCAGGAAAUAUUGGCGAUGAAACCUGAUGGGGUGGCCACCGCACCAUCUGAACCAAUGGAAGCUGAAGGAACAGAACCCAUAACAGAACCAACCAGCAAUGACGGGGUGUCUCAAAAUGGGACUAUACCAUCACCCCCACAACCUGAUGAACCCCAAAAUGAGCAAGUGGCUCCUCCAACUGCUAAAGAAGCUUCUGGUAAAACAGAUGCUAAAAGCAAAUCCAAAGGCCCAGUCAAAGGCAAGAUUGCUGCAGGUCCAGCUACCACUGGACCAGGCACGCAACCAAAAGCAACCCAAAGCCGUGUGGCUAAUGGCCUCACAAAGACAGCAUCGAAUGCUCCAACCAAGAAACCCAUUCCAUCUAGCACUGCAGCAGCAGACAAGAAGAAACCCACCACUACCGUUGGAUCUUCUGGUCCAAGUAAGAAACCUGUUGGCUCUUCUACUGCCAUUACAACCUCAAGGGCCCAGCCUAAAGCAACAACUGCUGGCACAAACAAAUCAACAACAACAAACACCACAGCUAGUGGACAAAAGGCAGGACUGACUGCCAGCGCAGCCACCAGCCUGAGUAAGAGACCUGCCACAGCUGCCACUAGUGCUGCAACCAAACCCAAAACCACAGCUCCUGCUCCAAGGCCAGCUGCUGCCCCUGCGGCCAAACCCAGCACUUCAGCCACAGCCAAAACCACUGCAGCUCCCAAAACUAACAGGGCUACUGGAAGUUCUGCCCCACGACCAGGUGCUACCUCAUCUACCGGAAGAACAGUAACUGGUACAACUAUAUCAUCUACUUCUGCAGUUCCUAGAACAAGCCGCACUGCUACUAAAUCCCUUAUUACAGCAUCAGAUGCUCGGAAAGAUGCUGGAAAAACAAGAACUAUGGCACCUGCGAAAAAAACUGUUCCCUCAACAAUAUCUCGAUCUGCUGCCAGCAAGCCUUCAAAUUCAGAGGCUCCAAAACCUGCUGCAGCUACCAAACGACCUCCACCUAGCAUCAAAGCACCUCAACCCAAACCAGAUGACAAAAAAAGUGUACCAACACGUAAGGUGCCUUCUAGUUCACGAAACAACCCCUCACGGCCAGCAUCAAGCAAAAACAUUGCAGCAUCUCCCAGUCACAAACAACCAGGUAGCAUGGUCAGUGCGAAGCUUCAGCCUGCUAAACCAACACAGUCCGUCAAUGGAAAGCCUAAUGAUAAAGAACCUGCAACAAAACAUGAUGAUAAAGAACCGGCAUCAAAAUCUGAUGAUAAAGAACUUGCUGCAGUACCUGAUGAUAAAGAACCUGCAGCAGAACCUGUGCAACUUUUGGCAGCUGCAGUAGCUACAGUAGCUGUAGCAACAGCUGCAGCCAUAGCCAGGGAAGAGUCUGUUUCAAGGCCUGAAGCUACUCCAACUGUAGAGAGUUCUCUGGUUGUUCCAGCCUCUUCUUUAGAUGUUCAGGAAAUGGUAGAUGUGCAGGUCACUGAUGUCAGCUCUCAAAGUGUGCUGGAUAUUUCUAACAUGGAGCCAGAGGCUCAUGAAGCCUUAAUAGAUGCUGGUUCUGUUGAAGUAGCUUGUCCGACGUCAUCUGUAGUCGAUCAGGAUAAGCAGGUUUCUGGAAAAGUUGAUGAAAAGCUUAUUGCAGAGGCACCAGUUGCUCAGGAAGCAACUGAGCAGGAAAGCUUAUCUGACCCACAAUUGAAUAAAGCUGCAGCUACCAUAGUGUCCUCUGGUGUAGAGGUGGCUGAAAAAGCUGAACGGAUUAACAGUGACUGUUAUGAAGAUGUGGAAGAUGAAGAGAGGGAAGGUAGUCAACAAGUGUCACUGUCAGAAAUGAGUGGCACCCAGCCUACAGAAGAGUCUCGACCUGGGUCAGCUGGGCUUGCCAGCUCAGUUUGGCGUGCAGGGGCCUUGCUCUCUGAGCUUGACUCUGAGGAUGUUAGUUGCAGCCAGCAGGGAGCAUCAGAGCUAAGUGCUCCAGGCGUCCUGGAGGGCACGGAGAGCAUGGAUGAUUUAGGGGAUGCAAGCCUUAAAGGAGCUGAUGGCGAAGGUGCAUCUGUUGGGUCCCCUGACUUUGAGAAAGUUUCUGAUAUUCUUACUAACGAAGAUGAUGACGAAGAUGAUGAUGACCGAAUCUGUGACAUGGAGGUUGAGUCUGAAAGAGCAGAGGACUCUCAUAGGCAGCAUCAUGACAAUGAGGAUGAUGAUGAUGAAGAUGUAGAAAUGGCAAGCGAGGGCAUUACUGAGAGUGGGCUUGAAAGUUAUGGGAAUGCAGAUGAGGAUGACUUGACCGAAGACUAUAGAUUAGACAACUUAAACCGAAUCCAGCCUCCUCCUAUGGUUCCUUCUGCUCCUCCAGCAUCCCAGUGGAACCAGCCUAGUUGCUUUGCUGAUGUCUGGGCCCAGCCACCGCAACCUGCUUCUACACUUCUUUCAAGUCCUUCUUCUGAAUGUUGGCAAGCAGACCCAGAAACCCCAACACAGACACCUGCUCAAGCAAGACUUGAUGUUAGCUCUGAAAGGGGCUCUCCAUCAAAGCUAUUGGAGCCUCCACCUUGCACACCUCAACAAGCCCCAAUAUCUGCUGCAGAGGGGAAUGUUAGCCCCAAACCAGGCUUGACACACUCUCAAACCUGCAAGUUCCAGCCUGAUACUUCCAGUGACCCUGACCUAGCAUCUGACAGUAACAGAGAGACAAGUUUACCAGAAGAGGUGAAAGACGACAACUUAUCGGCAACUAAUGAAACCCAUUCUAAAGUGGAGCUCCAGGAAGAACCAGUAAACCCUGCCGCCACUGUCUUGCCGGACAUCAUGCAGGAUUUAGGUAUCCACCUUGAAUGUGGUAAGAAGGAAGAGGAACCUGAAACUCUGCCGGCUGAUGACGUACUAGGUGGUCCAGCAACUGCUCUAUCAUCUCCUUCAUCAGCUACUGAGGCUGAGGCAAGUGACACAGAAGGUGAAAUGCAGAUAAGUGACCCUCAAGCUGAGUUGUCUGGCACUGUGAAUGCCUAUGGAACAGCACCUGCAGGCCGCAACUUGUCAACUCUAGAGGAAUGUGAAGAAAUGAGUGGGGAAAAUGGUGGUGGUGGUAGUGAGACCCCUCAGUCUGCCACUUCUGCUGCAUCCUAUGGCUUUGACUACAUGACCUCAAACUCCAAUGCCCAGUCAUCUGCCGAGAGUUGCAGCAAGAGUCCUGGCAUCUUUUCUCUAGAAAAUGAAGAGCAGCUUCCAGAUGAGGCCAAGGAUCUAUCUCUUCUUAAAGAGUUGACCAUGCUACCCAAUACUGCAUCUGAGGAAAAGAUUGACCCUAUUAAAAGCCAACAUGGAGAGUUCCAGUCUCACCCAGAGCAGCAGUACAUGCUGUGUGGAGAGUCCAGUGAGCUGCUUGAGCCCGAUUCAGCAAGAGCUGUACCCUUAGAGUCUGGCUUGAUGGAUCCUUCGUCCCGACAGCACCAAGAAGAAGAACCAGAGCUUGACUCUCAGCAUCCCUACUACUCCACUAUAUGCGAAAAGACUGAUAGUCCCCUGGCAGAAGGAAAUUCUCAUUUUCCACCACAACCAAAUGACUUGCUUUCUAUCCAAAUGACAAUGUCGUCCAAACUUCGUCUCCGGCCACGUGCUCCCCAUGUGACCCAGCCACCACGGCUUCCCACUGACCUCCCUCCCAGAAUAUCUAAUGUGGUGUCAAACACUCAGCUCCGAUGUCUAGAGCAACACCAACAGCACCUUCAUGAAAUCCAGCAACGUCAGGGGAAACGUGAUCGAGAACAAGCGAGACAAGAAGAAGAGGAGAAACAAGCAAGGAAUGAGAGAGAGCAGCAGGAGGAAGAACAGAGGGUAAAUUUACUUGAGUUGCAACUUAAGCAGCAAGAGCAAGAACGAAAGCAGCGACAGCAGAUCAUGCAGUGGCAACAAGAACUUGAACAACAACAACAACAACAGCAGCAAAAACAAAAGGUGCAUACACCAGUUGUCCUCUCUCCUUCAUCAGGUCUCACCACCAUCUAUGAAACUGUGGAAACGAGUGACGAAGAGGAAGAGGGACAACAAGUGGUUGAGGAAUUGGAAGAUAAUAGCUCCUUUAUUGCGUGCCCUGGAGAAGACAUGCAAAGAUGCACUGAAGAAAAUUACUCCAAUGAUCUUUAUUCACAAUGCACAACACCUUCCCCUGAGUCUGUUAUUCAGGGUCCCCAGCGAGAACUUCAGGAGACAGACCCUGCAGCAGACCAAGACAGUCCUUCUCCCUUGGGAUCUCCUGAGCGACCUCCGCAUCUGGAGUUUGACUGGGGCAAGAAAGUGGACAUUGUCCAGCAGCUCAUCAAGCAGUCAUUACUGCUUGCAGGUGAUGGUUGCUCGCCCCUUCUUCUGCUACCUGGAGGAGCAGGUGGGACACUCAGCCCCCUGGAAAGCAGCCUGUGGCCCAACAUGCUGCCACCUCUGACACCCCCUUCAGCCACUGUGACGUCUGUGAGCAGCUUCUCACCCGAGGCUCCAGGCAGCUCUGCUCAGGGUGAGUGGACCGUUGUAGAGCUGGAGACACAUCACUGAGGAAAGCUGAAUGAAACGUUUGCCAAAUAUGAACUUUUGAACUCAAAAGACUUUAGAUGAAGGUCCACCAGUAGGGAAGCGCAUGUAGCAUUAGAUAAUAGAGCCUUCUCUUUAUAACAUCUUACAGAUGAUUUAGUCUAGUCAUGGAUUUGACUGGUUCAACUAUUUUUGUUCUGCAUUAUUUCACCAAGUGUUGGGGUAGAAAAUUGUGUGAACCUGAAACUGCAGAACAGUGUGCUGGAUUAUCACCAUCUUGCUCUCUGUUUGGUUUGUCUUCCUCCUGAGAGUUCUUCUAGUGCAGUGAGCUUGCAUUCCACUCCCCACCCAUCCAAAAGCAAUAUCAGCCAUAUCAGACCUGCCCUCAUGCCAAAAGGCCAUUUCCUUGAGGUUUAAUGGAGAUGUCUGGCUUGCUUGAACUACAUACAUUUAUCUCUUAGUCAUUAUUGAGCCCUCUACCCACAAUGCAGGCAAGAUGCCAACUCGGUGACUGAGCAAGUUAAAACAAAAUGGGCUCCUUUCUUCUCGGAGCAGAAGAUCUUUUGCAAAAGAUAAAAGCAGGUUUAAAAUUCAGAUCAAGCAGGCAUUUUUUGUUCUUGCACUAUGUUAAUUAGAAAAACCCAAACUGGUUUUAUUCAGAUCUUGUUCAAUGGCACGAAAUGCUGUAAUUGAAUAAUUAAUUAAUUGUGCAUUCUACUGUUUGACUCAAGAUUUGCAGGACAAAACUACAGAGUGAAGGAGAGUAUUUUGAAGUAAAUUUGCUGAUUCGACAACUGUAGUUGUUCCAAAUGAAAUAUUUAAUUCUUUGAGUAACUGU